CAAAAUAUUUCGUCGCGAGGGAGCUCAGGCCAACAAGCGAAAAUGGGAUCUUAUCUGGAAGAGGAAGAGCUUUGGAAGUGUCCCAAGCAUCCAUCCAAACGACGCCGUACCGGAAUUUGCCCCGCCUGCCUUCGCGACCGCCUCGCCACUCUCUGCCCUGACUGCGCCAACGUCCGCCCCUGUUCUUGCUCCGCCGCCACCAGCUCUUCCUCUCCAUCCUCCUCCACUUCUUCUUCCCUUUCUCGACUCUCCCUCGCAGGCGAGGCCGCCGGAGGAUUGAAGCGAUCGCGGUCCGUUGCCAUUCCGUUUCUCCGUUCGAGCUCAAGGUUCCGCGGGGGCGACAGAGAGUUCGAUCAUGACGGAGCCUCUGGGAAGGAUUUCCCGGGUCUCACCAGAAUCCGAUCGACGAGGUGGUUUUGGUCGAUGUUCAAGCCACCGAAGAGCAGUCGGAGCGGAAUGCAAGAGCAGAAUUGUCAGAAUGUCGUGAUGGGAGAGGAUGUGAAGAGUGCAGAUGGAAAGACGGCGACGCUGAUGAAGUCGAGGUCGGUGGCAGUUCCCGAUGGCGGUGGCAUGGGAGAGGUCAGAGGAGCGAAGAAGGGAAGGGGAUGGAACUUUCCGAGUCCAAUGAAGGCAUUCAGGCAAUCCAACAGGACGUCGAAAAUCCUUCAGGAGGCGGUGGCGUGUGCAUAGAGGUGAAACUAUGUUAAGAUAAAAAUGAAAUGCUCUACAUGAACAGAGA
Neltuma alba is the source of this 739-nucleotide messenger RNA. RefSeq lists its product as uncharacterized. The transcript has a single exon. Bases 43 to 690 code for a protein of 215 amino acids. NCBI's taxonomy places the organism in Eukaryota, Viridiplantae, Streptophyta, Magnoliopsida, Fabales, Fabaceae. The record is from RefSeq and is a predicted model, not a curated record.